AGGCAGAUUGCGGUCGGCCUUUUGGCGUCAUUAUCGCGCGCAGUCGCAGGUCCUUUUUCCGCUGUAGUUCAGCGUGUGUCCCUGUCGGUCAGUUGACCUGUCAUUUGUUUCGUCUUUGGGUCCCACCUGAGUGUCAGCAUGUCCCGCUGUCUCGCGCUGGCUCGGUUCGCUCUCGGUUCCUCUCAGAGGGCCAGCUCGCGGCUGGUGUCAUCUACACGCGGGCUGAGCAGCCGACCUGUCUCGCGGUCCUUGACUGGAGGUUUGUCGGUUGGACAGCUGCAGAGGUGGAGCAGUCGCCCCAGGGUGUGGAGUUCGCAGCAGGCCUUCCUUGGCGUUAGCCCACAGUAUUAUUACAGCACCCAGGAAGCAGAGAAAGAGCCAGAGGAGGAGCCUCUGCACAAUAUCAUCAGUGACACAGAGGCUGUGCAAGGUAGUUUCCACAAACAUGAGUUUCAGGCUGAAACCAAAAAGCUGCUGGAUAUUGUCGCCAGGUCCCUGUACUCAGAGAAAGAGGUCUUUAUCAGGGAGCUCAUCUCUAACGGCAGCGACGCACUGGAAAAACUGCGCCACAAAUUGAUAUCAGCAGGUGGUGAAACGGCUCCAAUGGAGAUCCACCUGCAGAGUGAUGCAGCAAAGGGCACCUUCACCAUUCAGGACACAGGAAUCGGCAUGAACAAGGAUGAGCUGGUGUCUAACCUGGGCACUAUCGCCCGCUCUGGUUCUAAGGCGUUUUUGGACACUCUUCAGAACCAGGCGGAGGCCAGCAGCACCAUCAUUGGUCAGUUUGGUGUUGGAUUCUACUCCGCCUUCAUGGUGUCCGACCGCGUGGACGUGUACACUCGCUCGUCUGAGCCCGAUGCACCUGGAUACAAGUGGUCCUCAGAUGGCUCUGGGGUUUUUGAGAUUGCUGAAGCCACCGGCGUUCAACAAGGAACAAAAAUCGUGCUCCACCUGAAAGACGACUGCAAGGAGUUUUCCUCUGAGGACAGAGUUAAAGAGGUUGUAACAAAGUACAGCAACUUUGUAAGCUUCCCCAUCUUUCUGAAUGGACGGAGGCUCAACACUCUGCAGGCUUUGUGGAUGAUGGAGCCGAAGGAGAUCAGUGACUGGCAGCACGAGGAGUUCUACCGCUACGUCGCUCAGGCUUACGACAAGCCACGCUACACUCUGCACUACCGCGCCGACGCGCCGCUUAACAUCAGGAGCAUCUUUUAUGUCCCCGAAGCGAAGCCAUCCAUGUUCGAUGUGAGCAGGGAGAUGGGGUCCAGCGUGGCUCUGUACAGCAGGAAGGUCCUGAUUCAGACCAAAGCUACUGACAUUUUGCCCAAGUGGCUGCGCUUCCUUCGAGGUGUGGUGGACAGCGAGGACAUCCCUCUGAAUCUGAGCAGAGAGCUGCUGCAGGAGAGCGCCCUCAUCAGGAAGCUUCGUGAUGUUCUGCAGCAGAGGGUGAUCCGCUUCCUGCUGGACCAGAGCAAAAAGGAGCCAGAGAAGUACAGCAAGUUCUUUGAGGACUACGGCCUCUUCAUGAGGGAAGGCAUCGUCACCACACAGGAACAAGAUGUCAAGGAGGAUAUCGCAAAGCUGCUGAGAUUCGAGUCGUCGGCUUUGCCGGCCGGCCAGCAGACCAAUCUGAUGGAGUACGCGUCCCGCAUGAAGGCAGGCACGCGUAACAUCUACUACCUGUGUGCCCCCAACAGACAUCUCGCAGAGCACUCCCCCUACUACGAAGCCAUGAAGCAGAAGGACAUGGAGGUGCUCUUCUGCUACGAGCAGUUCGAUGAGCUGACCCUGCUGCAUCUCAGAGAGUUUGACAAGAAGAAGCUGAUCUCAGUCGAGACCGACAUCGUGGUCGAUCACUACAAGGAGGAGAAGUAUGAAGACAGCAAGCCAGCAUCCGAGCGCCUGACGCAGGAGCAGGCUGACGACCUCAUGGCCUGGAUGAAGAACUCGCUUGGACCCCGUGUGACUAACAUAAAGCUGACGCCUCGUCUGGACACCCACCCGGCCAUGAUCACAGUGCUGGAAAUGGGCGCCGCACGCCACUUCCUCCGCACCCAGCAGCUGGCCCGCACUGCUGAGGAGAGAGCCCAAAUACUGCAGCCCACACUGGAGAUCAAUGCAGGACACGAUCUGAUCAAGAAGUUGUUCGCACUGAAGGACACAAACUCUGAGCUGGCUGGAUUAUUACUGGAGCAGAUCUAUGACAAUGCCAUGAUCGCAGCCGGCUUGAACGAUGAUCCUCGACCGAUGAUUUCCCGCCUCAACGACCUCCUGACCAAAGCUUUAGAGAAGCACUGAGAGCGGCCCGCAGACACACUCUGCUUUGGUGAAAGCGGCCUGUAGCCUGGAGCAUUCGCAGCAGCUCAAUGGUCGAUAAAGCCAGAGAACUAGACUUUAUAAAGAAUACGCCACCUCUUUUCGCCUCUCAAGACUUUCAUUUCCACCGGUGCAGCAGGCGUGAAGGCUGAAACAGGAACUGCCUGAAGACUCUCCAUAAACACUUCAGUGUCUCUACGCUUUGUGUUCUUUGGUCCUGGUUGCACCGGUCUGUUGUUACAGUGUGACUUUGCCAUUACGCUCACUCUUAGUGUACUUUCAGUUAAUAGCCAGGCUCAUUCUUAAUCACAUCAUGAAUACUCCAGGCUUCUAAGUGAGCGCUGAACUUCUGAUGUGCUGCUGCCAGCUGGACUCAUCUUAAAUAUCUGAUAUUUUUCCAAGUUUGGAUUUAUAAGGAAACUUUAUUGGUCUUCCUUUUGGAAAUGUGCCACUUCUAAGUUUCCAGAUAAUCUGGUUUUUCAGAGUAACAACCUCGUCUUUGAGGUACAAAUUGUGCAGAAAAACAUUGUCCAGCUCAACCACAAGGACACUUAAGAGUAAAUCUUCACCUCUCAGCACAUUUGAAAUUCAGCCUGGUAGUUUGUAAUCUUUCGCUGUUCUCACUGUUUUUGCUUGAACCAUUUUUCUUACGCUCGUUAGUUUUGUGGUGUUAAAAUGUUUCUGAGCAGCGGUUUGCGCUCGUACUCUGAGACUCUGCUGCAUUCAGGAAGCGGUAAACGUCAUUUCAGAUAGUGUGAGGAUUUAUGGAGUCUUGUCAGCAAAUAAACACUGAUUCAACAUAA
This is a messenger RNA of Pundamilia nyererei, 3119 nucleotides long. RefSeq names its product TNF receptor-associated protein 1 (gene trap1). The transcript is spliced from 18 exons. The coding region runs from base 139 to 2298 and encodes 719 amino acids. The record is from RefSeq and is a predicted model, not a curated record. Gene Ontology annotation, molecular function: ATP hydrolysis activity; ATP-dependent protein folding chaperone; ATP binding. Lineage: Eukaryota; Metazoa; Chordata; Actinopteri; Cichliformes; Cichlidae. Gene Ontology annotation, biological process: protein folding.